This is a messenger RNA of Strongyloides ratti, 777 nucleotides long. RefSeq names its product Transposase, ISXO2-like domain-containing protein. The record is from RefSeq and is a predicted model, not a curated record. The coding region runs from base 1 to 777 and encodes 258 amino acids. The transcript has a single exon. NCBI's taxonomy places the organism in Eukaryota, Metazoa, Nematoda, Chromadorea, Rhabditida, Strongyloididae.
AUGGACUGUGAAAAAUGUGGCCGUCCAAUGAAAUUUCUCAAAGAAAAGCUGUUAUUUAAAUGCGGCAAAAAAAAUUGUAGAAAAAGUGUAGCAGCGAGAAAGGGUACGUUUUUUGCUGCCCACCAUCUCCCUCUUGGUGAGAUUCUUUAUAUGAGUUACUUGUGGUUGUUGAAGUCUCCAGUAACCUCAAUAAAGAUUCAGUGUGAGCUGAGCAAUAAGACCGUUUCCUCAUUUUUGGUCUAUUUUCGGCAACUAGUGGCAGAUGCUCUUGAUGAAGUCGAUUGUGUGGUCGGUGGAAAAGGCAUAAUUGUCGAAAUAGAUGAAACCAAAAUGGGGAAGCGGAAAUACAACUGGGGACACUGUGUAGAUAAAGUCUGGGUUGUUGACGGUGUGGAAAGGACGGAGGAGAGACGCGUUUUCGCUGUUCCUGUUGAAAAACGGGACAGUGAAACGCUUCUUGACGUCAUCAAGAAGCACGUCGCCCCAGGCUCGAUCAUUCACACUGAUCUUUGGCGAGGGUACAAUGGAAUUGAGAAGAAAUUGGGUCUGAAGCAUCAUACAGUAAACCAUAGUGUAAGCUUCAAGGAUCCAAUAACUGGUAUUCACACAAAUACCAUAGAGGGAACAUGGAACGGCUUCAAACUGCAAAUCCCAUCUCGAGGAAGAACAGUGAAAGGAAUGAAGGAGCGACUGUGGGAGUUUGCCUGGCGGCGGGCAAAUGAAAAAAACUUAUGGGACGGCUUUCUCAACGCCUUAAGAGAAGUCGUUUAUGAAUAA